GACUGGAAAAGUCACUAGUCAGUCAGGCAGGAAAGAAGUCAUUCAAUCAAGACGAGAUUCAAGUUUUUAACAUUGUUUGCAAAUACAAACAUUUUGCACUCAACAUCAUUACCAUACGAGUUAUUUCAAUUAGCAGUUAUUAUAACCUUAGAAGCUGCGUGUUCUGUUGAAGGUUUUCCUGUUGAUUAAUACAAAAUUAUUGUUGUUCAUAUUGAGGAAAAGAGUCUUGCUCAGUUCGGUUCGCAUCUCUGGUCGCGUGAUCAUCCCAAGUUCAAGGUUAAUAUUUGGAUCUUUAAACCAACCAUUACUGGCACAAGAUGGGGUACCUGAAGACUGACCAGUCAACUUAUAACCAAACCAGUUUAUACGACCGUGUCAAGAAACUGUUGGUAUCCUAUGAAUGGAGUGACUGCAGUUUCUCUGUGGGAGGACAAAAAUUCAAAGCUCAUAAAUUAAUCCUAGGCAUAAGUAGUCCUGUUUUUGAAGCUAUGUUUUAUGGCCCAUUAUCAUCUAAUGAUGACAUUCUGAUAACAGAUAUUCAACCUGAUAUUUUCCAACUUAUACUUAAUUAUAUUUAUACAGACACAGUUGAAAUUAGCACAAUUGACCAGGCCUUUGAAUUAUUAUAUGCCUCAAGAAAAUAUUUGUUAGAGCACCUAACUGAGAUCUGUAUUGCUCACAUUCAGGCAAACAUUAGUGUUGAUAAUGUAGUUGAAGUUUUAAAUUACCCAGACUAUAUGCAAGAUGCACAACUUAUAUCAUUCUCCCUUAAACUAUUCUGUCAACAUGCUAGCUAUUUACUGCAAGAAAAGAAAAGUUCAAUUACCUAUCCUUGUUUGAAAGCUUUUCUAGAAAGUGACCAAAUGAAUAUUUCAGAAAAGGAUCUUAUAAAGCAUGUAUUUGAGUGGUCCAGAUAUUGCUGCAAACAAAAUAACAUUCUGGACACUUUUGAAAACAGACGCGAUUUAAUGAAAAGUAAUGGUAUUUUUAAGUUAUUGAGGUUUCUUAUUCUAACUAUCAAUGAACUUGAGGAAAUAAUUACUGAUAUCAAUAAUCUCCUCUUACCAUAUGAAUAUGAAGCUUUAAAAAAAGUCAUUAAAAGUUCUAAUAUAAAUGAAGAAGAUGUAAUUUUAUCUAUUGGGUCUGUUAAUAUGCCAAGAAAUAUAUUAAAACUCCAAUGGCACCUUUGUUAUCGCAGUCCUAUAAGAUCUGUAGCUCCUAUUGUUAUUGACUCAAAUAAUUACGUCAUACAUUCUCGAAUAAAAGUUAACAAGUCUGUAUUUAUUAAUUCACUUUGCGUACCAACAAGAAUGGCUCCAGCUGUACAUUUCCGUAACAGCACAGCUAAGCUUUAUACUGAGCAGUUGUCUGUGUCUGUAAUGUGUGAAUCAGACAACAGUGAGUUUAAACUGACUAACUUUGUAAAAACAGUUGAGUAUGAUUCAAUGAUAGAUAUAGAACUUGCAGAGCCUUGUUUCAUAAAAAAAGAUGAAUGGUACAAAAUUAGCUUUAUGUGGCCUUGUAACAGGCCUCACACAUACUCAUAUGUUGUAGAGUUUAGACACAGACAUUUUACUGGUCACAAAGUGUCAAUCGAAUUUGAUGAUCUUUCCUUUAGUGCAGGCAGUAGUGGUAGUUUUCUUGGUGGUUUAAAAUUUUGUUUGUAAAGAUGACUAAUCCCAAACACUUUACAAUUCUUACCUCAUACAUGCUUAAAGAUAUUAGUUUAAAAAAUAUUUAUUAUUUAGGAAUGGUGAUAUUGUUCUAUGAAUUGUAUUAUAAAUAAUCAAUUAUAAGUGUAACGUAGAUAAGGUAUAUGAGGCAUAACAAAUAAUAUUAAAAAUAAACUGAUAUUAACUAAUGUUAUUAUGAUCAAUUGAAUAAAAUACAACCUCUUCUGUGAGGCUGCCUACAAAGUGUAA
This is a messenger RNA of Helicoverpa zea (corn earworm), 1922 nucleotides long. RefSeq names its product BTB/POZ domain-containing protein 6-A-like. The record is from RefSeq and is a predicted model, not a curated record. Lineage: Eukaryota; Metazoa; Arthropoda; Insecta; Lepidoptera; Noctuidae. Gene Ontology annotation, biological process: neurogenesis. Bases 318 to 1667 code for a protein of 449 amino acids. Gene Ontology annotation, molecular function: protein binding. Gene Ontology annotation, cellular component: cytosol; P-body. The transcript is spliced from 2 exons.